Apis florea (little honeybee) is the source of this 5404-nucleotide messenger RNA. RefSeq lists its product as uncharacterized. The record is from RefSeq and is a predicted model, not a curated record. NCBI's taxonomy places the organism in Eukaryota, Metazoa, Arthropoda, Insecta, Hymenoptera, Apidae.
ACUAAACAAACUAGUCAGUAUACAACAAGACUCGAGAAUAGUAUGUCAGGUACUUUUUGUAACACGUCUGAGAAUAUAGUUCAACGUAAUAAAAUAUAUCAUAACGUGAACAUAAGGAUAAGAAAGGCAUGCCUCGAUUGCAAGUUCAGUAAUUCAAGACAGGCAUGCUUUGGUUGCAAUUUAAGUAAUCCGAAUAAAAGAAUCAUAGUGUGGUUGAAAUACAAUUUAUCAUGGAUUCAGAGAAAAAUUCCACUACAAACAUUAUACUGUAGAAGAUGCAAAUAUGUGCUAUGCAAGUUAUGUUUAUAUUGGAAAAUAUGGGUGAGAUAUGUGUCUUGGGUCCUGAUAUCGGAAGAAAGAAAAAACGAUUGAUAAGGAAACUUCGAUAAGAACUUCAGAAAAGUUUUCGUUGAAAACGGAUCUGGAAAAUCUAGGCUUAUCACGUAAACAGGUACAUCAAGGAUUGAUGCAAUUAGCAACAAAACCACAUGUGGUCCUUACACGCCAAUCACUCUACAGGAAAUGUGGGUUAAAAAAUUUAGAAAAUGAGAGAGAAAACAAAAUUGUUGACAAUUGUAGAAUGAUCGAUGUACAAAAAUUAAACAAUAUCGAAUGGAUUGUUGAAGGAAGGAAUAAACAUAUCAAAAAAACGAAUAGCGUAAAAGUAUAUGAAGAUUCAUUAAUAAAAAAUAAUCGAGAAUUCUUCAUACAUGGUUGUAAGGUAGAAAUUCCACUAACAGCAUUCCAUUCCUUUGAUAAAGCUUUAGAACAAUUUGACAAACUUGUUUCUUCAAAAAUGAACAUGCACGAAAAGUUGUCUAAUAGACGAGCUUCUGUUAUUGUAUCGACGGAUUCUAUAAUUAAGUCACAAAACAACACAUUUUCGAGUAAAAAAUAUAAUAAAAAUGAAAAUCACCUUACAUAUAUUGAAGAUAAAAAUUCUCGAAUACAAAAAAUUUCUAAUUUAAUAUCUGAUAAAAUAGAUAGAGUAUCUGCUACUAAAAAAAUUGAUAUAAAAUUAAAUUUAAAAUCUUCUUCUGAUAAAAAAGAAAAUAAUUGUGUAAAAUCAGAAUCAUAUAAAGUAUUAAACACUUAUUAUAUAAAAUCGCAUAUUAAUAAAAAAUUAUGUAAUGAUAAGAAGAUUAUGGAUGUUAAAUUAAAUAAUACAUCAAGCAAAAAUAAUUAUUCGAAAAAAGAAACGAUAGAUUAUAAAAUCGAAGAAAAUGCAAAAAAAAGAACAGUUUAUGAACCAGUAACCUCAGAUUUUACACAACGGAAAAAGAUUCGUACAUCAAUUGAUGAACAUAAAGAAAUCAAUAGAAAAAAGAGAAAAAAAUUAAAAAAGUUUCGAGCAUAUUUCGGAGAUUGUAUAACUAUUAGUGAAGAUGAACAGGAACAAAUUAUUUUACAAAACAGAUUUGAAAGAAAAAGAAAAAAAGAUUCUGCUGAUUCUAGUGAUUCUGGUGUGUAUAUUACUGAUAAAAGUAUGCCUCUACAAAUUAUAAAAGAUAUUCAGAAAACUAUAUCUAAUUCAAUAAUUUGUGGAAAAUUUAACGAAAAUCUAUCUGGAGAAACUAUUGUAAAUGCCAAUAUAGACUAUGAAUCAAAAGUUAUUAAUAAUGAAGAUAUUAAAACAAUUGAUUCAAUUGAAAAUAAAAAAGUAUCAAAGAUCAAACAAGAUAUAUAUGGAAAAAUCAUUGCAAAUGUUAAUACAAAUAAUGAAUCAAAAGAAAUUAUUGACAAAGAAAUUGACAAUAAAAGUACUAAAACUAUUGAUUCAGUAUUGAAGAUCAAGCAAGAUGUAUCUGAAUCAAUACAUCUUGCCAUUGCAAAUGUCAAUAUAAAUAAUGAAUUAAAAGAAGUUUCUGGCAAUGAAACUAUUGAUUCAAUUGAAAGUCUAAUAAAUAUGGAAAUUGAAAACAAUGAAUUACAAAUUAUUCAAACAAAGAAAAACAAUAUAUCUCAAGAAAAAUUAAUUAAUACUGAUAAGGACAAUGUUAUACUAAACAAACAUAGACUAAGUGUUAUACAAAGCAAAGAUAGAUCAAACAAAGAUAUACCUCAAAUAACUAAAGAAAUAGAAGGUAGUGCUUCUUUAAAAAAAGUAGAAAUAAAAACUGGUAAUACAACAUUAUCUUCUGAUAUUUUUUGUUCCACAAAUGAUACAAUAAAUGUAACUGAAGAUUUUUCAGAACUUCAAAAUUAUAAUUUAGAUAUAAAAGAUUUUAAUGAUCUUCUUUAUAUGGAUAUUACUGAAACUUGUCAAAUCACAUCAAAUGGAAAUGUUCUUAGCAUUCAAGAAACUAUUGAAGAAGUUAUAAAUAAAAAUAUUGAUGAAAAUUCAAAUUUAAAAAAUUUAUCCGAAACACAAAUAGAUUGUAACCAAGAUAUUAAAAAAACAAAAUCAAAUUGUAUUGAAGAAAAUAAUAAAGAUUUAAAUAAAAUGCAAUCUUCUGAUACAAUGAUAGAGACAAAUACAAAUGAUAGAAUUAUUUCUAUAAAUAAUAUGAAUAAUGUAUCAAAGAAGGAAAAUGAAUUACCAGUGGCAGAAUUCAAAUUAAAUAUUUUAGAAAAGAAAAACAUUCAAUCCAAUAAUCUAUCUCAGAGUAGAUUAAGAGUUUUAUCAAGUGCAGAAUUAGGUUCUAGAUGGUGUCCUACACCUAUAAACACUGUUAUGUCUAGUGUUCCUCAAUUUUCACAUUCUACUCCUCAUUUCACAAAUACAGCAACUUUAUCAAAUGUUAAUUUGGAUAAUACUAUUGUUGUUUCGACAUCAAUGGCUCAAAUAGUACCUACAACAAUAUCUUUAAUUACUACAUCAGCACCUACAGCAAUUAAUGAAACAACAAUUUCUGAAAAUAUGAGAAAAAAUAAUAUAGAUCACAAAUUUUCAAAAUCUGUUUAUAUUAUUUUCGUGAACAUACGUGACUUAAUUCAAAAAAGACGAAAUACUAAUUUGAAUAUUAAUUAUGAUAAGUUAUUAUUUACAGAAUUCGAAAAUCUAAGAAAAAUAUUGAAUAUAGAAGAUUAUAUUGAUUUAAUUGAUGGAGUUUUAAGUAUACUUAACAAAGAGAUGUUAGUUAUGCCAUUAUUAUCUUUAGGAGAAUUGUUUCAUUAUACGCCACUAAUCGAAUCUUUUUAUAUUUGUUCGUCAAAUAAACGUAAGACUGUAGUAAAUAAUUCUAAUGAAUGUCAAAUUAUAACACCUGUAAUUGUUUCAAGUCAAAUAACAUCAAAUCAAAAUAGAUAUUCUAAUCCACAAGUAUCACAGAAUGUAUGUGUUACAUCUAUGCAUUCUACAUUACAACAUGUAGUUCCUGUUAAUCAAAAUCAAACAUCUACAAAUGUUACUUUAAAACAAUCUUAUCAGAAUUCUCAAGGAAAAGUCAUUUUGCAAUCACAAAACAAUUCAUUUCAAAAUAAUAUGCCAAUAAAUUCUACUGCUAUUAAUAAUCAUAACAUACAUCAACAUAAUUAUAACAUGCAAAUGCACAAAAUUGUUACUCAACAAAAAGUUCCAAAUUCUUAUUUUGUUCAACAGAAACCAGCUACAAAUAUAUAUACUAUGCAAAAUCUUCCUGUACAACAUUCCUCAUUUUCUUUUAAUAUUAAUCAAUUAGGAGACCGACAAAUUUCUUUAUCAAAUCCACAGUUUAUAAAUCAAAAAUAUGUUCCACAAAAUGUUUUUACAUCACAAAAAAAUACAUUUUAUAAUGUAAAUCCAAGUUAUCCUAUACAACAAAAUAUAAAUUCAACACAUUUACAGAAUAUAGUUAUGCCUCCUGUAACUCAGCAAUAUCAAAAUCCAACACAUCAACAAAAUGUUUAUAGUAUAUCACAAGAUAUUCAGUUACAAACUAUUCCACAACAUAUACCAUUAAAUUAUAAUAUACGACAAUCUGUACAGCCUAUAUUUGCAAUGAAUGUAUCAUAUAAUGAACUUAAACAUCGAAAAAUACCACAAAAAAUAUCAAUGGAAGCUUUACAAAAUCAUGUAUCUGAACAAGUAUCGUCAUCUCAGAAACAGCACAAGAAAACGAAAUCUAUUUCAAAGAAGAAAAAUCUGCAAAUUUCAUUAGAAUCGACAACAAAAUUAUUCAAUGUAUUAAAAUAUAUUUCUGAUAUUCAAAAAAUUGUAUUAUUGAAACAAAUAGAUUUCUGCUUUAGUUGUACUACAUGGUUACAACAACAAUUUACGUCAGAACAAUGGCAAAAAAUUAAUUCACAAAGAUGUUUAUUACUUAAUUUUCGAACACGUUUAAAACAUCUGAUAGAAAAAACUGUAAAAGAUUUUCUACCAGAUAAAUCUCAAGGAAAUAUGUUCGAAAAAAAUAUACUCAAAAAUAUUAAAAUUGAUGUUCCAAAAAUGGUGCAAAUUGUAGUAAACGAAAAUGAAGGAAUGUAUUGUCAGGAAGUAACUAAAGCUUACCAAGAACAGAAUAAAAUAAUGAAUGUUAAACAAAAUUGUGUGACACAUCAAGAAAAUUUAACACAAAAUCAAUAUGAAAAAGAACACGAAGCAACUAAUAAUUCACAAAAUAAGGAAGUUUCAAAUGAAAAACAAAAAUUAGAAAUAUCAAAUAAAGAAGUACAAAACAAAACAUUUGGAAAAAGAAUUCUGAUACAGAAAGAUAAUUCUCCAGUUAAGUCAAGUUUACAAAUAUGUGAAACAUCAGAAAUUGUUGUUCAUCAAGAGAAUAAAAUCGAAGAAGAAUCAAAUAAUUCCAAAGAUACAUACAAUUUAAAUAUUAAGGAACAAAAUUUAGGAGUACCAGGAAAAAUAAUCGAAAAUAUUUCUCAAAUAAUUGAAGAAAAAACAUCAGUAUUAUCAAAUAUGAAACUACCUAACAAUGAUAUUCUGCAAUUAAAUCAACAUUUAGUUACUGUUGAAAUAUCUUCUAAUAAUGAUCAAGUAACUGUUAUUGAUACUAAUGCUAGUAAUGAAACUAAAUCAAAGAAUGAAGAAUCUACAGAAGAACUUCAAAAAAAACUUCAAAAAGAACUUCAUAUUUCAUCAUCAUCUUUAGAAAAUACAAGUUACAAUAUAUUAACAAUAUCUUCACCAAAAAUUGCAAAUAAUGUGAAAGAUUUUGAUAAUGAAGAUUUGAAUAACUCUUCAUUGGAAGAAACUAUUACAUCUCACAUUGAAGAUAUUAGAAGUAUUUCAUUAGAAACAUUUGAAAAGAUGGAAGAAACUAAUAAUAUUAUAAGUACAACAGAUGGAAAUAUUGAAGAGGAAGAAAUUAAAAUAUGCUUAUUUUGUGGAAAACCUAGUACUGUAGCAUGUUCUAUUUGUUUAGAAGCUAAGUAUUGUUCUAAAGAGUGUUUUGAACGACAUUGGCAAGAUCAUUAUAAAGAGUGUACACCUGUAAAAAAAAGAGUAUAUAAUUAAAAUUUAAAAUAA